AUGGCCGAAGCAACCCUUCACAACGCCCCUAUAGUCCUAGACAACGGCAGCGGUACGAUACGCGCCGGUUUCGCCGGUGAGGACCUCCCCAAAUGCUAUUUCCCUUCCUUCGUCGGCCGACCGAAACAUCCACGAGUCCUCGCCGGUGCUCUAGAAGGCGACGUUUUCAUCGGCCAGCGAGCUCAAGAGCUCCGCGGCUUACUCAAAAUCAGAUAUCCGCUUGAACAUGGCAUAGUUACAGAUUGGGAUGAUAUGGAGAAGAUAUGGCAGUGGGUGUACGAGGGGGAACUAAAGACGCUGAGCGAAGAGCAUCCCGUGCUGUUGACGGAGCCGCCGCUGAAUCCGCGCGCGAACAGGGAUACGGCGGCGCAGAUUCUGUUUGAACAGUUUAAUAUCCCUGCGUUAUAUACGAGUAUUCAGGCCGUGCUGUCGCUGUACGCGUCCGGGCGGACGACGGGAAUUGUGUUGGAUUCGGGAGAUGGUGUGUCGCAUGCGGUGCCGGUUUAUGAGGGUUUUGCGAUGCCGAGUAGUAUACGAAGGAUAGAUGUGGCUGGGAGGGAUGUCACAGAGCAUUUACAGCUGUUGCUACGGAAGAGCGGGUAUGUCUUUCAUACGAGCGCGGAGAAGGAGGUGGUGAGGAUGAUCAAGGAGAAGACGACGUACGUAGCAUUGGAUCCUAAGAAAGAGGAGAAAGAGUGGUCUACCGGGGUAGGAAAGCAGGAUGCGAAGAUACAAGAAUAUGUCCUGCCAGAUGGGCAUAAAUUAAAGGUCGGUGUAGAACGAUUCCGUGCCCCCGAAAUCCUCUUUGACCCUGAGAUAAUCGGCCUCGAAUACGCGGGUGUACAUCAAAUUGUCGUCGACGCGAUCAAUCGCACAGAUAUGGACCUCCGUAAAUCACUGUUCGCUAAUAUCGUUCUCUCUGGCGGCUCUACUCUCUGCAAAGGCUUUGGAGACAGGUUACUUCAUGAAGUACAGAGACUAGCUGUAAAGGACAUGAGAAUUAAAAUCUUUGCACCACCAGAGAGGAAAUAUAGUACGUGGAUUGGAGGCAGUAUUCUCGCUGGAUUGAGCACGUUUAGAAAGAUGUGGGUUAGCAUUGACGAUUGGCAUGAGAAUCCAGAUAUCAUCCACCAAAAGUUCACAUAA
This is a messenger RNA of Uncinocarpus reesii 1704, 1146 nucleotides long. Its product is annotated as actin-1. Bases 1 to 1146 code for a protein of 381 amino acids. The record is from RefSeq and is a predicted model, not a curated record. NCBI's taxonomy places the organism in Eukaryota, Fungi, Ascomycota, Eurotiomycetes, Onygenales, Onygenaceae. The transcript has 3 exons.